This is a messenger RNA of Verruconis gallopava, 1267 nucleotides long. RefSeq lists its product as uncharacterized. The record is from RefSeq and is a predicted model, not a curated record. Gene Ontology annotation, cellular component: RNA polymerase II, core complex; RNA polymerase III complex; RNA polymerase I complex. The transcript is spliced from 3 exons. Gene Ontology annotation, molecular function: DNA binding; DNA-directed RNA polymerase activity. Bases 47 to 766 code for a protein of 239 amino acids. Gene Ontology annotation, biological process: DNA-templated transcription. NCBI's taxonomy places the organism in Eukaryota, Fungi, Ascomycota, Dothideomycetes, Venturiales, Sympoventuriaceae.
AUCUGAACUUUACUUUGCGCGAACUCUCACCGACGCCACACGAAAGAUGGAUGACCACGGUGAAGCCAACAGAGAAGCUGUCAGGCUAUGGCGUGUAUGGAAGACUGCGCGUCAGAUGUGCCAGGACAGGGGCUACGAGAUUCUUGACGAAGAAAUCAAUGUAUCCUUCCAAGAUUGGGCGCAAGGUGGCCCCGGACGACCUGCAUAUGUUGAUCCCUCGACCGGCGCACCACUACGUGAUCUCAUGACCUUCAGCCUCAACCCCACAUUGGCUAUGGAACAAAAGCUUACGGAGCCCAAGUCUGCGCGUAAUCCUAACCCCAAGCCUGCGUGCGGUCAGGUUGUGGUGAUGUUUAAUGGCGAACCCAACCUUGGUGUUAAACCUAUCAAGAACUUCAUUCAAGAAGUUGUGAACAAGCGCGGCGCAUUCACAGGAAUUCUCAUUACCGCCGCACCUCCUACCCCGACAAGUAUGAAACUCACUCAAGCUCUUGACCCGAAGGAAAACGUUGUGGAAAUCUUCCAAGAGAGCGAGCUAGUGGUUAACAUCACGCUACAUGAACUCGUACCCAAACACAUCCUCCUAAGUUAUGAAGAGAAGGCAGAACUGCUCAAGAGAUAUCGCUUAAAAGAGAGUCAGUUGCCGAGGAUUCAGAAAACGGAUCCUGUAGCCAAGUAUUUGGGGUUGAGACGAGGGCAGGUCGUAAAAAUUAUCAGAAAGUCAGAGACAGCAGGCAGAUAUGCUUCGUACAGAUGGUGCAUUUAGACGUUUCUGAAAGAUGAGUCUAUUAACACCAGGUUUCUCAGCAUAUCAUUUGUUCCAGAUCCACAGCCUGAUUGUCGAGCAUCACGGCCUGUUCGGAACGUCUUUGAUUAGUAUCUUUAGCGUUUUGAUUAUCUCCAGUGCAUGGGCGGCGUAGGUUGAUCAAAAUGAAUGAUAAUCACAUUUAGUUCUUUCAAUGAUGACCCAGCACAUAUAAUGCAUUCGAAUUUUUGUACGAGAUUUUGUUCUACACAGGAAAGGAAUGUACCUGUCAAGAUAUUGUUGUUAAGAGAUUUCUUCGCUAUGCACACGUUAUUAUGUGUUGCACCCAAGACUGACCUGUAACAUAAUACGACCUUAUGUGAAACACGAAACCCCAGAUUGGUUGUGGCUGAUAAGCACUGACAGCUCACUCCAUAUCUAGCCUCGUGUACGAAAGCUGGCCUAAACAUUGAUCACUCUUGGAAGUUCAUUUCAACAUCACUAUUUGAAAGCGCACUGUCU